This is a messenger RNA of Polistes canadensis, 1781 nucleotides long. RefSeq lists its product as uncharacterized. The record is from RefSeq and is a predicted model, not a curated record. Gene Ontology annotation, biological process: detection of chemical stimulus involved in sensory perception of smell; sensory perception of smell. Bases 113 to 1375 code for a protein of 420 amino acids. Gene Ontology annotation, cellular component: plasma membrane. Gene Ontology annotation, molecular function: odorant binding; olfactory receptor activity. The transcript is spliced from 8 exons. Lineage: Eukaryota; Metazoa; Arthropoda; Insecta; Hymenoptera; Vespidae.
GCAUUGUUUCUCGAAUUAUACGUGUUGUGUGUGAUAGUUCUAAGCCAGUGAUGACAAGCUAGAUAGGUACUAUUUAUUCAAAUCCGGAAAUAAUUUUUCUACGAUCUGAAAAAUGAAAGUCAAGGAAAUAGAACCCUUAGAACCUUUCGUACCUUUCGAAAAUUAUAUUCAACAUUUAAUAACGUAUCUGAAGUAUCUCAGAAUUUUACGACAAGCGAAUACAUUUUCUAUGUCAAAAUUAUUUUUAUUAAACAUCACGGUAGCAAUUUCUCUCUUCGUUAAUUUUAUCGUUGUCGUCUCUGAAAUUUCUAUGGUUUCCUUUCAUUCCGAUAUUGAACAAAUUUCGAGUAGUAUCAAUCCUUUGGGUCUUCACAUAACCGGUUUUAUUAAAUGGACUUAUUGUAUAAUUAAAAGCAAAGAAAUUAGUAGACUUCUUGAUGAUUUAAAUCGGUGUUAUUUGCUUUCGAAGAAAAUUGAAACUGGGAAGGGAGAGAGAGAAUGCGCAUUUUCUAAAAUAGAAAUGGAAACUGUGUACAAAGAUUCAAGGAUCUUGUUAUAUUCUUGGACAACGUUUUGCGUAUAUGGGGUAUGUCAUUGGUGUUUUAAUGCACUUCUACUAAAUUUUAAAGGUCAAAUGAAAACUUCCAAUACAAAUAAUAGCAAUGCCAUUUUGUUACCAUUCAUAACGAGGCAACCGUGGAGUAUUGAAACUGUUACGGGUUAUACUUGUUCGUUUAUUAUUCAAUUAGUCGGUGGAUUAACUUCGGGUGUUGGUGUUGCUAGUUAUGAUAUUUUAUACGUUUGUAUUUUAAUGGUAAUUUAUGGACAAUUACGAUGCCUGUCCUUAUCAUUGAUCGAUAUGAAUUCAAUCGUUGGUGCAAGAACAAUCGAAGAAUUCGAAAUGAAAUUACGUUGUUGCGUUGAUCAUCAUAGAGCUGUGUUGAAAAUAUCGGAGAGUUUGGAAGCUUUGGGGAGUUUACCAAUGUUUAUACAAUGCAUAGAAAAUAUAAUCAUCAUUUGCUUAUUAUCCGUUGAAAUGUCUAUGAUACAAUUUAAGAUGGAUUCAGAAAAUUUAAUGAAAUUAAUUAGAUUAAUAGAAUACUUUUUUGCAUUGUCAAGCUUACAAAUUUCCGAUGCUGUAUUCGCUUGUGAAUGGGAACGAAAUAUAUACGAUAAAAAUGAAAACACGAAAGAAAGGAAGGAAUUAUUAACUAAUAAAGUGAAGCAUUUGAUACUAUUUUUAUUACUGCGUUCUCAGAAGCCUAUUAUAAUGACUGGUGGUCCAUUUUACGUAUUAUCUCUCGAAACAUUUAAAUCUAUAAUGACUUUAGCAGUUUCGAAUGGAGUAAUACUUCGACAAUUUUCUGAUAAUUAAUAUCUUUGAGAUUUUAGUUUUUUUAUUAUAAAUAAAAAAUAAAUUGCAUUAACACAUAAAGUAAUCAGCUAUUUAAAGACAUUUGUACAGAGAAAUCUUUUCCUCCAUUCGCCAUUUUUACGCUCACCGUAUUAUAUAUAUAUAUUGAAUCAAGCAGUCGCGUAGAGUAACAUACUGAAAUACAUGAGCUCCUGAUAAAAAUACGACAACCCGCAGAUGACUCGCGCAGUUGGCGCGCAUGUAAACACCACUCGAAUCCGAAGUCACGACUCAGCAACGUGACAUUAAUUUUAUAAGAAUAACGUUCUUAUCGUUUGCAUAUAAUAUUUCUAUUUAUCGUAAAAAUAAUAAAAUAAUAAUGCUAUAGCUUCUGCUCUCUGAUCAGUCAAAAAUUAAAUUCGUUGUU